This is a messenger RNA of Malaclemys terrapin pileata, 6625 nucleotides long. Its product is annotated as dynein axonemal heavy chain 11-like. Lineage: Eukaryota; Metazoa; Chordata; Testudines; Emydidae. Gene Ontology annotation, cellular component: dynein complex. The coding region runs from base 70 to 6363 and encodes 2097 amino acids. Gene Ontology annotation, biological process: microtubule-based movement. The transcript has 39 exons. Gene Ontology annotation, molecular function: dynein intermediate chain binding; dynein light intermediate chain binding; minus-end-directed microtubule motor activity. The record is from RefSeq and is a predicted model, not a curated record.
UAUGUGCCUCCCUGCUUAGAUCAGCUCAGAACAAGCUUUAAAACUAUCACCCCUAUUCCUGAGAAUAGUAUGGUGCAGACUCUUUGUUCUCUGUUGGAUUGUUUGCUGACCCCUGAAAAUGUGCCUCCUGACUGCCCAAGAGAGCUCUAUGAGAUAUACUUCGUCUUUGCCUGUGUUUGGGCUUUUGGUGGUGCACUCUUUCAAGAUCAGCUUUCAAAUUAUCAAGCUGAAUUCAGCCGCUGGUGGCUCAAGGAGAUGAAAGCAGUGAAGUUUCCAUCCCAGGGUACAAUUUUUGAUUAUUAUCUUGACCCAAAGACUAGGAAAUUCUUGCCCUGGACUGAUAAAGUUCCAGAAUUUGAUAUGGAUCCAGAAACACCUUUACAGGCAGUCCUUGUUCACACAUCUGAGACCACACGUCUCAGAUACUUUACUGAUUUGCUGCAGGAGAGAGGCAAACCAGUCAUGCUUGUUGGAAAUGCAGGAGUAGGAAAAACAGUAUUUGUAAGGGAUAGUCUUGCUGCUUUCUCCGAUUAUUACACGGUGUCUAAUGUUCCCUUCAACUACUACACUACGUCAUCGGUGCUACAAAAGAUUCUUGAGAAAAGCCUAGAGAAAAAAGCUGGCCGUAACUAUGGUCCCGUAGGAAACAAGAAGUUGAUUUAUUUUAUUGAUGAUAUGAACAUGCCUGAAAUGGAUGUGUAUGGAACAGUUCAACCUCACACACUGAUUCGACAGCACAUAGACUACGGACAUUGGUAUGAUAGGCAGAAGUUAACUGUAAAAGAAAUACAUAAUUGCCAAUAUGUUGCUUGUAUGAAUCCAACUGCUGGCAAUUUCACUAUCAACCCUCGACUCCAGAGACAUUUCACAGUGUUUGCUCUGAACUUCCCAUCUGCUGAUGCCCUGAACACCAUUUAUAGCAAGAUCCUCGGUUUUCACUUCCAGAGGCAUGUUUUUAAUCCAUCAGUGUUAAAGAAUGCUCCAGCCAUGAUCCAAGCAGCAAUAUGGCUUCAUCAAACUAUGGUUCAGAACUUUCUGCCAACUGCGGUUAAAUUCCACUACAUCUUUAACCUAAGAGACCUCUCAAACAUCUUCCAGGGAAUUUUAUUUGCUACACCUGAGUGUUUAAGGCAACCAAAUGAUCUUGUAUGUCUUUGGCUUCAUGAGUCUUCACGUGUUUAUGGAGAUAAACUGGUGGAACCAAAAGACUGUCAUUUUUUUCAUAAAAAGCUGAUCGACACUGCACACAAGUAUUUUGAGGGUGUGGAAGAUCAUCUUCUGCUCCAGCACCCGCUCAUUUAUUGCCAUUUUGCAAAUGGAGUAGCCAACCCUCAUUACAUGCCUGUCAAGGAAUGGGAAGUACUGAGGAAGAUACUUACAGAGACUCUAGAAAGCUACAAUGAGCUUAAUGCUUCUAUGAACUUAGUUUUAUUUGAGGAUGCCAUGCAGCAUGUGUGCCGCAUUAGUCGUAUCUUGGAAGCCCCUCGGGGUUAUGCACUUCUUAUUGGAGUAGGCGGUAGUGGAAAACAAAGCUUAUCUAGGCUGGCCGCAUACAUCAGCUCCCUUGACAUGUUCCAGAUCCUGCUGAAGAAAGGCUAUGGGAUCCAGGACUUCAGGGUAGAUCUUGCCAAUUUGUACAUCAAGACUGGAGCCAAGAGUGUGCCCACUGUGUUUUUGCUGACAGAUGCCCAUGUUGCAGAUGAACGCUUUCUUGUGCUGAUUAAUGACUUGUUGGCAUCAGGAGAAGUUCCAGAUCUAUUCAGCAAUGAAGAUAUGGAUGGCAUUAUUACAGGAAUUAGGAAUGAAGUCCGAAGCCUGGGUCUGAUUGACACCAGAGAAAAUUGUUGGAGAUUCUUUUUGGACAGAAUGCGACUGCAACUAAAAAUCAUUUUGUGUUUCUCUCCAGUUGGUUCCACGCUGAGAGUUAGAGCUCGGAAGUUCCCAGCCAUAGUUAACUGCACAGCUAUUGACUGGUUUCAUGAGUGGCCGCAGGAGGCCCUGCACUCCGUCAGCAGGAGGUUCAUUGAGGAGACGGAGGUGAUUGAGCCACAUGUUCAAGAUUCCAUUUGCCUUUUUAUGGCCUAUGCUCACACCAGUGUCAAUGAGAUGAGUGCAAAAUAUUAUCAGAAUGAGAGGCGGUACAAUUAUACCACUCCAAAAAGUUUCCUGGAGCAAAUCUCACUUUAUAAGAUCCUGCUGGAGAAGAAAUACAAGGAGAUGUCCAAGCGCAUGGAACAUCUGGUGAAUGGCAUUCAGAAGUUAAAAACAACAGCUUCUCAGGUAGAAGACCUGAAAUCCAAACUAGCCUCUCAAGAGGCAGAACUACAACUGAGAAAUCAAGAUGCUGAAGCUUUGAUUACUAAGAUAGGGCUUCAGACUGAGAAAGUGAGCCAGGAAAGAGCCACUGCUGAUGCAGAGGAGCGAAAGGUAGUGGCAAUCCAAACAGAAGUAUCUCUGAAGCAGAGAGAAUGUGAAGAUGACCUGGUGAAAGCUGAACCUGCUCUAGUGGCUGCUACGGCAGCUUUAAAUACACUUAAUAAGGUUAAUCUCACUGAAUUGAAAGCCUUCCCCAACCCACCAAUUGCAGUAACAAAUGUUACUGCUGCAGUCAUGGUAUUACUGGCUUAUAAAGGCAAAGUGCCCAAAGACCGAAGUUGGAAAGCUGCUAAAGUCUUCAUGGGAAAGGUUGAUGACUUCCUACAAGCUUUAAUUAGUUAUGAUAAGGAGCAUAUUCCUGAGAACUGUCUGAAAGUGGUCAAAGAACAUUACUUGAAAGAUCCAGAAUUCAACCCAAAUUUGGUCCGCACAAAGUCCUUUGCAGCAGCUGGUCUCUGUGCCUGGGUUAUCAACAUAGUAAAAUUCUAUGAGGUGUAUUGUGAUGUGGAGCCAAAACGUCAUGCAUUAGCCCAGGCAAAUGCUGAACUAGCAGCAGCCACUGAAAAGCUAGGAGCAAUUAGGAAAAAGCUUAUUGCUGAAAAAAUUCGUUGGAGCCAGUCUAUUAAACAUUUUGAAACUCAAGAAAAGACACUGUGUGGUGAUGUCCUGUUAACAGCGGCUUUUGUGUCCUAUGUUGGAUCUUUUACAAAACAAUAUCGUCAGGAACUGGUGGAACAUAUGUGGAUUCCUUUCCUUAAAUCACAAAAGGUUCCUAUUCCAAUAACUGAAGGCCUGGACCUGAUUGCCAUGUUGAGUGAUGAUGCUACGAUUGCAGCAUGGAAUAACGAAGGACUGCCCGGUGAUAGAAUGUCAACAGAAAAUGCCACUAUUCUAACACACUGUGAGCGUUGGCCUCUGAUGAUAGAUCCCCAGCAACAGGGAAUUAAAUGGAUAAAGAAUAAAUAUGGAACUGACCUUAAAGUCAUAUGUCUCGGACAGAAAGGGCUUUUGAAGACCAUUGAAAGAGCGUUGGCCUGUGGAGACACCAUCCUAAUUGAAAACUUGACUGAAACGGUAGACCCAGUACUUGAUCCCUUACUUGGAAGAAACACAAUUAAAAAAGGGAAGUAUAUCAAGAUUGAAGACAAAGAAUGUGAGUUCAACAAGAAUUUCCGUCUGAUCCUUCACACGAAGCUGGCUAACCCUCACUAUCAGCCAGAAUUACAGGCUCAGACCACCCUUAUUAAUUUCACUGUCACAAGGGAUGGGUUAGAAGACCAGCUGUUGGCUGAGGUUGUUGGUGUUGAAAGACCUGACUUAGAAAAACUUAAGUCUCUCCUGACCAAGCAACAGAAUGAUUUCAAGAUUGAGCUGAAGCACCUGGAGGAUGAUCUUUUGCUUCAUCUGUCAGCUGCUGAGGGUAGUUUCUUGGGUGACACAGAACUGGUAGAGAAACUUGAAUCAACGAAGUCUACAGCGGCAGAAAUAGAGCACAAGGUAGCUGAAGCAAAAGAAAACGAAGUUAAAAUUAACGAGGCCCGAGAGCAUUACAGACCAGCGGCUUUGAGAGCGUCUCUUCUUUACUUUGUUGUUAAUGACCUGGGCAAAAUUAACCCCAUCUAUCAGUUCUCACUGAAGGCCUUCAACACAGUCUUUCAUAAAGCAAUUGAUCGGGCUGAAGCAUCAGAGGAUCUGCAGGGGCACAUCAUCAACCUGAUAGAAGCUAUUACAUACUCUGCCUUCCUUUACACCAGUCAGGGACUUUUUGAAAAGGAUAAACUCACCUUCCUAGCCCAGACAACUUUUCAGAUUCUGCUGAGAAGUAAAGAGAUAGAACUCCUUGAAUUGGAUUUCCUGCUUCGAUUCACAGUCGAACACACUCACAAGAGCCCUGUUGACUUUUUAACUCCUCAGUCAUGGAGUGCCAUUAGGGCCAUUGCUCUAAUGGAUGAGUUCCGAGGGUUAGACAGAGAUAUCGAAGGGUCUCCUAAAAGAUGGAAGAAAUGGGUGGACUCAGAAUGCCCAGAAAAGGAAAAGUUUCCACAGGAAUGGAAAAACAAAAGCUCUCUUCAGAAACUUAUCAUCUUGAGGGCACUGCGCCCAGAUAGAAUGACCUAUGCUUUUAGAAACUUUGUGGAGGAAAAACUAGGUUCCAAGUACGUGGAGAGCACCAGGAUGGACUUAGCAAAAUCAUAUGAAGAGAGCAGUCCAGCCACUCCAGUGUUUUUCAUCCUCUCCCCUGGAGUAAACCCUCUUAAAGAUUUGGAGACACUUGGCAAAAAACUUGGGUUUACUAUCGACUCUGGAAAAUUCCAUAAUAUCUCUUUAGGACAAGGUCAAGAGAUGGUGGCAGAAGAGGCACUAGAGGAGGCUGCCACACAUGGGCAUUGGGUCAUUCUCCAAAAUGUUCAUCUAGUAGCCAAGUGGUUGGGGACCUUAGAGAAACUCCUUGAACAAUACAGCAAAGGAAGCCACUCUGAUUUCCGAGUCUUUAUUAGUGCUGAACCAGCUCCAACCCCAGAAGAACACAUCAUCCCUCAAGGAAUUCUAGAAAACUCAAUUAAAAUUACCAGUGAACCCCCUACUGGGGUGCUAGCUAAUUUGCAUGCUGCCCUCUACAACUUUGACCAGGAUACACUUGAAUUGUGCUCCAGGGAGACGGAGUUUAAAAGCAUACUCUUUUCUCUGUGCUAUUUUCAUACUUGUGUGUCUGGGAGGCUCAAGUUUGGACCGCAAGGCUGGAAUCGAAGAUAUCCUUUCAAUACUGGAGAUCUCACCAUUUGUGUCAAUGUCCUCUACAACUAUUUAGAGGCACACACUAAAGUUCCGUGGGAAGAUUUGCGUUAUCUCUUUGGUGAGAUUAUGUAUGGUGGACACAUCACUGAUGACUGGGACCGCAAGCUGUGUCAUAUGUAUUUAGAGGAAUUCAUGAGCCCGGCUAUGCUUGAAGGAGAACUUGCAUUGGCACCAGGUUUCCUAGCACCCCCACAUUUGGAUUAUGCUGGAUACCAUAAGUACAUAGAUGAAAUGCUUCCAGCUGAAAGCCCAGUGUUAUAUGGACUCCAUCCCAAUGCUGAGAUCGAAUUCUUGACAGUGACAUCAGAGAAUCUUUUCAGAACUCUCUUGGAAAUGCAGCCCAGGAAUUUACUUGUAGGAGAGGAAUCAGGACAGUCUCCAGAGGAAAAGGUUAAGAAUGUCCUGGAUGAUAUUCUGGAGAAACUUCCUGAAGAGUUUAACGUGACAGAAAUCAUGCAGAAGGCCACUGUUCGGAACCCCUAUGUCCUUGUUUGUUUCCAAGAGUGUGAGAGAAUGAACCUCCUCAUUCAGGCAAUACGCAAAUCACUUAAACAACUGGACCUUGGUUUGAAGGGGGAGCUGACAUUUUCUCCUGACAUGGAAGCGCAGCAGUCAGCAUUGCUUUAUGAUAUUGUGCCAGAUGCAUGGACCAAGCUGGCUUAUCCAUCCACCUAUGGCCUUGCACAAUGGAUUAAUGAUCUCCUCAUGCGGUGUCGAGAACUUGAUACCUGGACACAAGAUCUUGUGCUCCCUGCAGUGGUGUGGCUUUCUGGAUUCUUUAACCCUCAGUCUUUUUUGACUGCUAUUAUGCAGUGCACGGCCCGCAAGAAUGACUGGCCUUUGGAUAAGAUGUGUCUGACUGUAGAUGUUACCAAAAAGGUCAGAGAAGAUUAUGGCCACCCACCUAGGGAAGGAGCAUAUAUUUGUGGUCUUUAUAUGGAAGGAGCACGAUGGGACAUCCAGUCAGGGCUCAUAGCUGAAGCCCAGCUCAAGGAUCUGACUCCAGCAAUGCCAGUCAUCUUUGUAAGAGCUAUUCCAAUUGAUCGACAGGAAACCAAAAACAUAUAUAAAUGUCCAGUAUAUAAAACUAAAACCAGAGGGCCCACAUGGGUUUGGACUUUCAAUCUGAAGAGCAAGGAGAGGUCAGCUAAGUGGGUACUUGCAGGAGUAGCCUUACUCUUGGCCAUUUAAUAGUGAGCCGACAGUCACGUGUUGUCACACAGCAUGUAGUCAAAAGGAGAUAAAUGUUUUUCUCACGUUCAGCUGUUAUGUACACUUUAUCUUGCCCCAAUGCACCCUAGUGUGAAGAGUUAUAUGAUGCUCUAAUGAAUGUUGUACAAAUCCUCCACCUGUGUCUGUCUCUAUAAACUAGAUUUAUACCUGUUAAUCAACAUUUUCCCUCAGAGAGGCAGGUUAAACUCUAUAUUCAUACUGAACCCCCCCCCCCCCCCCC